This is a messenger RNA of Egretta garzetta (little egret), 2429 nucleotides long. It is a transcript of the gene MTCH1, whose product is annotated as mitochondrial carrier 1. The coding region runs from base 1 to 819 and encodes 272 amino acids. The transcript has 11 exons. Gene Ontology annotation, cellular component: membrane; mitochondrion. The record is from RefSeq and is a predicted model, not a curated record. Lineage: Eukaryota; Metazoa; Chordata; Aves; Pelecaniformes; Ardeidae. Gene Ontology annotation, biological process: positive regulation of apoptotic process.
AUGGGGUUUCUCUUGCAGGUUGGGCAUGAACCACUACCUCCAACCAUUGGAAGAAACGUGCUGGGAAGGAAAGUCCUGUACCUGCCCGGCUUCUUCACCUACGCCAGACACAUUGUGGAAGUGGAUGGGAAAAGAGGCCUCUUCCGCGGUCUCACUCCUCGCCUCAUCUCAAGCACUUUAUCAACCAUCACCAGGGGGAGCGUGAAGAAGGCCUUUCCACUGGAAGACAUGGAGCACGUUUCUAACAAGGACGAUGUGAAGACCUCCCUUCGGAAAGUGGUGAAAGAGACAUCUCACGAGAUGAUGAUGCAGUGCGUGUCCCGGGUUGUCUCGCAUCCACUGCACGUGAUCUCUAUGCGCUGCAUGGUCCAGUUCGUAGGCCGGGAAGUCAAAUACAGCGGUGUGUUCAGCGCCAUCGGCAGGAUAUUUAAGGAAGAAGGGAUCCUGGGAUUCUUUGUCGGUUUGGUCCCUCAUGUCCUGGGGGAUGUCAUCUUCCUCUGGUGCUGCAACCUCUUGGCUCACUUCAUCAACACCUACGCAGUGGACGAUAACUUCAGCCAGGCAUCGGUGAUCCGGAGCUACACGAAAUUCGUGAUGGGGAUCGCCGUGAGCAUGCUGACGUACCCGUUCCUUCUCGUGGGAGAUCUCAUGGCAGUGAACAACUGUGGGUUGCGUGCUGGCCUCCCUCCCUAUGCUCCCGCGUUUACAUCCUGGAUCCAUUGCUGGAGGUAUCUCAGUGCUCAGGGGCAGCUUUUCCGUGGCUCCAGCCUGCUCUUCCGCAGAGCGCCCAUGCCAGCUGCCUGCUUCCCCAUCGACUGACUCCUUGGCGGGGAGAGGUGAUGAACUUGGACUCCUCAAGAAACCCUAAGCUUGUUUCGAUAUAUGUAUAUUUUUAAUUUUCGAUCCAAAGUCUGUGGUGCCAGAACAAGACACCUCCUCUCCAGCAAGACCAGCAACAAGUUGGCUUCUGGAGAUCUGGCUUCAGGCUCCAGCUGGACCAAAGCCCCAUCCUCAUGGCUCUCUUGACUGGGAUGUGUAGCAGAGAGAGCAGAAGGGAGUUGUCUCUUUGGUCCAGGCUCUGGAGUCACUGGGGAAGUCUGGGAAACCAGAAAAUGCCCAGGUACUAAAUGAGCCAGCCCCAGGAUGCAGGGACAGAAGACUGCUUCGUUCUGCCUGAGCUGAGAAGCAGCAAGAGAUCCAAGGUCACCUUGCUGGGAAGGCUAUGCCAGCUGACCAGGUUCCAGUCUCAUCUCUUCUGGAGAAGGCAAACAGUUGCAUGGCAGGUAGCUCAUCCUGGGUGAGAUCAACCCUGUGACCCAUAUUUAAGGUUUCGAGGGUACCUGAACACUAGGGAGCACACCACCUCCCAUGGGUGUGAAAGGGAAAUUAUGGUAUCAAAACAGGGAAAUGGCGUCCCACUACAGAGAACAGUGCAGUCCCAAAGAGACAGGUACGGCUGGGCUCCGGGGCGGUGUUGGGACUUGGACAUGGAGAGAGCACUUGGGGAGGGAUGCACAUGGUAACUGCUUUGGGAAGGCUUUUUGCGGGACUGUAUUUGGGAUACACCCAGACCUGCUGGGUGUAACCUGGGCAGGCAGCCUGUACGCAUUUCUCAGGGGAGAUGGGUCCUGGACCGGCCCAUGCUUGGGUGCAGCGUUGUCUCUGGAGCGGCACGACUGCAUCGCAUGGGUGUCUCCCAGCCGGUGGGACCACGAGCCCCGCCAGGCUCCUGCCAAACCCCAGCAUCGCCACUUUGCUGAUGGAAACAGAGCGGCGCGUUGCGGCGCUGGGCUGCUGCGCGGCAGCGUCCUGCUCAUAGCUACACCCCCUGCAGGAAGAGGGGCACUCAGUUUGUUGCUGUCUGGAAUAAAGGAAUAAACCUUGAGGAGGCCAAAGGCUUGCAAGGUGUCGGGGUCAAGGGCUCCUCAUGCACACGGGAGCAUGGCUGGCCCUUACGCAGCAGAGCUCACCGGUGGCAGCAGGGCAGGAUUUGUCCUCAGCUCCCCACAUGAGAAUUGGUUUUUUUUUUUGCACCAGUCUGUGCUGUUAUGGCAGCCAGGCAGAUUUCCCCCAUUUUGGUUCCCCCACGAAGCAGUCUUUUGCACAGAGGUGUUGCUGCACUCCCUGGGAAGAGGUUUUGGGGUCCUUGAGCGGGUUCCUGUGUGCUGCAGCAGCAGCUGGGGUCACAUCCCGUCCUGGUCCUCUGGGGACCCCGACUUGCCAGCGCACAGGGGGUUUGAUCCACAUCUCCCAGCCAGGGCCUGCGGGACAGCGCUGGUACACGCUGGGACUGGUGGUUCCCACCCAGCUCCCUUCGGUGUCGUGAAGUCAGUCCUGUCUGUCCCCCCUUCCUCCCGUACAGUUUGUGUUACGGUAACUAAAGUUAAAUAAUGCAUGGCCCCGUUCCCUAACACCAGAGAUUAUUUCAA